GUUUCAAGUUUAAGAUAACUAGGUUAUGUUACAGUGACUUACUGAAAAAGCGUUAUUAACAAAAAUAUCUGAAAAUGGCUUCAGUUUUAGCGCCUGAAAUACCCGCUGAAGGAUUUUCCUUUGAUUUGUGUCAACGUAAUGAACUUCUAUCGGCAAAAGGAUUUCAAGUGCCGAAAGCACAAAAAACAGGAACAACAAUUGCCGGAAUAAUUUUUAAAGAUGGAGUUAUUUUGGGCGCUGAUACGAGAGCAACAAGCGAUACAAUUGUAGCUGAUCUGAAUUCGGAAAAAAUUCACUAUCUCAGUCAGCAUAUUUAUUGCUGUGGAGCUGGAACCGCUGCUGAUACGGAAAUGACAACUCAAAUGAUUUCGAGUCAAUUGGAAUUGCAUCGUCUGCAUACUGGACGCAUUGUACCUGUGAGUACGGCAAAUAAAAUGCUUUGUCAACUUUUGUUCCGUUAUCAAGGACAUAUUGGUGCUGCAUUGGUAGUCGGAGGCGUUGAUCUUAAGGGACCGCAUAUUUUCUGCAUUUAUCCUCAUGGCUCAUCUGAUAGUUUACAAUACACGACAAUGGGCUCUGGAUCCUUGGCUGCAAUGUCAGUUUUUGAGAGUCGAUGGAAGCCGGGUUUAACUGAAGAAGAAGGCAAAAUACUAGUGGCUGAUGCAAUUCGCGCUGGAAUUUAUAACGAUUUAGGCUCUGGAAGUUCAAUUGAUUUAUGUGUUAUUCGCAAAGGUUCAACGGAAUAUAUCCGUCCAUAUGAACUUACAAGUAAAAAAGGCGAACGACAAAAAUCAUAUCUCUUCAAACGUGGAACAACAGCAGUGCUUAAUAAAGUUGUACGACCAAUUAUUGUCGAAGAGGAAAAUGUACGCCGAGUGGACUCCGACUCAAUGGACACAUCAUCCUAAGUUAAUUUCUAUUUCAUAUUAAAAAUUUUACUACAAAAUUUUCCUUCAUGAAUAAAUCUCGUAAGUUUUCAUAGGA
Leptopilina heterotoma is the source of this 984-nucleotide messenger RNA. RefSeq names its product proteasome subunit beta type-7 (gene Prosbeta2). The transcript has 4 exons. Gene Ontology annotation, cellular component: proteasome core complex. Lineage: Eukaryota; Metazoa; Arthropoda; Insecta; Hymenoptera; Figitidae. The record is from RefSeq and is a predicted model, not a curated record. Bases 75 to 908 code for a protein of 277 amino acids. Gene Ontology annotation, molecular function: threonine-type endopeptidase activity.